AUGCAUUCCCACCUCCACACACCUUACAAUGCCAACUGCGAAGCAAUUAUGACAGCGUUAGACGAAUGCCACGCCAAGGGCUUUCUGCACAAGGCCUUCGGAAACUGCAACGAUAUCAAGCGCGACGUGAACAAGUGUCUGGCCGCGGAGCGCUACGAGCGGGCCAAGCGGAACCGUGAUGCGGCGAGGGAGAACCGGAAGCGAAUUGAGAAGAUCUGGGCGGAUGAGAAAGCUUUUGAGCAGGGAUUCUCGUCUGCGCCUUCGAGUGUUGGCGCUGAGAAGAAGGAUUAG
Aspergillus pseudotamarii is the source of this 291-nucleotide messenger RNA. Its product is annotated as COX assembly mitochondrial protein. The record is from RefSeq and is a predicted model, not a curated record. Gene Ontology annotation, biological process: regulation of DNA-templated transcription. Gene Ontology annotation, molecular function: DNA-binding transcription factor activity. The coding region runs from base 1 to 291 and encodes 96 amino acids. NCBI's taxonomy places the organism in Eukaryota, Fungi, Ascomycota, Eurotiomycetes, Eurotiales, Aspergillaceae. Gene Ontology annotation, cellular component: mitochondrion. The transcript is spliced from 2 exons.